This is a messenger RNA of Rotaria sp. Silwood2, 1134 nucleotides long. The record is from the annotation of a GenBank genome assembly. Lineage: Eukaryota; Metazoa; Rotifera; Eurotatoria; Philodinida; Philodinidae.
AUGAUUGACAUUUCUCAUGAUCUUGAUCGUUUUUGGAUUAUUCAAUCCUAUAAAGAAGAAUGUUUGGCGUUAGGUUCUUCAUCGAAAGGGAAACUUCUACCCUAUUAUCAUCUUCUUCAUGAACAUUCGGAAUCUUUACAUCAUUUUUAUUCUUCAUCAUCAACAUUUACGUAUGAUAACUCAAUUAAAACUAUUACUGAAACAGAACCAAUUGCUAAAUGUAUUGAAGAAUUAUCUUUAAAACAACGUCAUGUAAAAAUUCGUCAAGUUGAUUGUCAUUCAACUGUUGGUUCAUCUGUUGUUGUUCAAGUUUGUGGAGAAGUAUCUUCUACCUCAAUUAAUAAUGUUCAAAGUCAACCAUUUAUGAAACGUUUUGUUCAAACAUUUGUUUUAACAUCAGCAAAUAAUUCCGAUCAAAAAUAUUAUGCACACAAUGAUAUUUUUCAGAAAGAUGAAUUAAAUACAUCAUUAACGACGAAAAUAGCACCACCAGUAACACCUGUUGUUGAGCAAACAUUAAAACUAAAAUCAUAUCUAGAUGCAAUUGGAAAAAAGAAAAAACUGCAGCAACUACUUCAACAGAAAAUCAACCAACAACAACAACAAACACAAUCAAAUAAAUCAAAUAAACAACAACAAAAAUCAGCAAAAGCCAGUGGAAAUAAUAAUGCUAAUCGAACAACACGUGGUCAUCCACAAGAUACGAAUAAUUAUUAUGAUGAUUCAUGGUAUUAUGGAAAUGGUGAAGAUGGUUAUCUUUCAAUUGGUUAUAGACAUGAUCAAGAAGUAUUUGCUGGAAAUCUUUCCACUCAAGUAGCAAAAAAAACGAAUCUUCUUCUUGUUCGUAUUGUUAAUACAGGAUCUCAGGUUGGUGCUGCUAAUUUUGCUUUUGUUGUUUGUCAAUCAAUUGAAAUGGCUAAAGCACUUGUUGCUGAUCAUGAAAAUCUUUUAAAGACACAAAAAAUCAAUGUUGAAGCAAAAAAACGUCGUCCUUUUCCACAUACAUUUCGUCCAACAUAUUCAACAGCUGCUUCACCAACAAGCUAUCAAUCAAUUGAUUGUCCUGCAUCAUUUUAUAAUCAAUCAGCAUAUUAUGAAGGUGUUUCAACUCGUGAUGUUCGAGUUGCUGGAUAA